Zalophus californianus (California sea lion) is the source of this 451-nucleotide messenger RNA. Its product is annotated as intraflagellar transport protein 25 homolog. The record is from RefSeq and is a predicted model, not a curated record. Lineage: Eukaryota; Metazoa; Chordata; Mammalia; Carnivora; Otariidae. Gene Ontology annotation, cellular component: intraciliary transport particle B; centrosome; cilium. Gene Ontology annotation, biological process: intraciliary transport.
AUGAGAAAAACUGAUUUGUGUUUGAGUGAGGGGACUGAAGUGAUUUUAGCUACAUCAAGUGAUGAAAAACACCCACCUGAAAAUAUUACUGAUGGGAAUCCAGAAACAUUUUGGACCACAACAGGAAUGUUUCCUCAAGAGUUCAUUAUUUGUUUUCACAAACAUGUAAGGAUUGAAAGGCUUGUAAUCCAAAGUUACUUUGUGAGGACCUUGAGGAUUGAAAAGAGCACAUCUAAAGAGCCAAUUGAUUUUGAGCCGUGGAUUGAAAGAGAUCUAGUCCACAAGGAGGGGCAGCUUCAAAAUGAAGAAAUUAUGACCCGAGAUGGCCACACCACUCAUUUGAGAUUCAUUAUUAUAUCAGUCUUUGAUCAUUUUGCAUCUGUGCAUAGUGUUUCUGCAGAGGGACUAGCAGUCUCAAAUCUUUUUUAGUAAUUAUAACAAAAUACUUUUG